AUGGCGGUCCCCCACUAUGCUUAUGUGAAGAUGAAGCUACCGGGUCCGAAGGGCCUCAUCACCAUCGCCGGCGACUACUGCAAGUCCUUGGAGUGCGCCCAAGCCGGCGCCAAACUGGCCGAGUCACUGGUCAUAGACGAGGAGCGGCGCCAGCUCGACCGGCUCGUCGCCCUGGCCAAUGAGACGCCGGUCGUGCCGGCUUCAGCCAAGGAGCCGGCCGGCGAGGCCUCGUUCCAGCUCUCUAAGGAGACCAAGAAGGUCAAGCUGAACCUGGAAGACCCCAGCUGUAGCAAGUACGUCAUCAUAGGCACCCGCCUCGACAGCAAAUAG
Aegilops tauschii subsp. strangulata is the source of this 330-nucleotide messenger RNA. RefSeq lists its product as uncharacterized. The record is from RefSeq and is a predicted model, not a curated record. Lineage: Eukaryota; Viridiplantae; Streptophyta; Magnoliopsida; Poales; Poaceae.